AUCGCGAGAUUUUAACCUCACUCGCGGAAAUUGUUUAUGUCGGUAGCGGUUGAACGUGGGUUUUUAGCGGCGAUUCGAGCAACAUUUCUACCGAUUUACUUUAAUUUUUAACGUUAUAUCGAGUGUUUUACGUUUGUCGUAGCUGGUCGCGAUGGGGAAAGCAGAUUUUCUCUCUCCCAAGGCGAUAAGCAACCGGAUAAAAUCCAAGGGUCUCCAGAAGUUGCGGUGGUAUUGUCAGAUGUGUCAGAAACAAUGUCGAGAUGAGAAUGGCUUCAAAUGCCACUGCAUGUCUGAGUCCCACCAGAGGCAGCUGCUGCUGGCUUCAGAGGACCCCACAAAGUUCAUGGACUAUUUCUCAGAUGAGUUCAAGAGCGACUUCGUGGAGCUGCUCAGAAGACGCUUUGGGACCAAGCGAGUGCAUAACAACAUUGUCUACAACGAGUACAUCAGUGACCGGGAGCACGUCCACAUGAACUCCACACAGUGGGAGACUCUCACUGACUUCACCAAGUGGCUGGGCAGAGAAGGCCUGUGUAAAGUUGACGAGACCCCUAAAGGCUGGUACGUCCAGUACAUUGAUCGUGACCCGGAGACCAUCCGCCGCCAAGAGGAGCAGGCGAGGAAGAAGAAGCAGGAGCUGGACGAUGAAGAGAGAAGCGCCAGGUUCAUCGAGGAGCAGGUCCGCAGAGGCCGCGACAGCAAAGAGACAGACGAAACUCCAGUUUAUACAGAGCUGAAACGUGAGAAUGAAGAAGAGAAAGUUGCUUUCAACAUGGGCGCCUCUUCAUCUGUAGCCGGUCCUUCCAAAUCAAGCUCUGUCCUUGGUGCCAGUGCUCUCAAAACAGCAUCAGCAUCCUCGACCAAGAGGAAAGACACGUCCUUCGGUUCAGACUCCAGAGCGGAGAAGAAGAAGAAAUCUGCUCUGGAGGAAAUUAUAGAGAUGGAGGAGAAGAAGAAGAAGAAGCAGCAGUCGGUCAGGACGGAUUACUGGCUACAGCCCAACAUCGUGGUCAAAGUCGUCACCAAGAGACUGGGAGAGAAGUACCACAAGAAGAAGGCUGUCGUCACGGAGGUGCGAGAAAAUUACACAGCGGUGGUGAGGAUGAUCGACUCCGGAGACAAACUGAAGCUGGACCAGAACCACGUGGAGACCGUCAUACCUGCACCAGGUAAAAAGGUUUUGAUCGUGAACGGUCCGUACAGAGACACCGAGGCUCUGCUGGAGGGGAUCGAUGAAAAACAUUUCUGCGCCACACUCACUCUCGAAUCCGUAAGUAUUUCAAGGCUUCAGGCUGUUCUCACAUCAGCAGUAAAUGGAUGUGAUUUUCUGACCCAAAAAUAGAACAUGGACUAACAUAUUUGAUAACAUUCACUACUCAAAAACAUAAUCUGUUUCAUUCAAUCUGAAAAAUGUAUAAAAAUAUGAGACUUGACAAGUUGUUGUAAAGAUCACCAAGUUUUAUUGUUUUCCAUUUGCUGCAUUCACUUUCAUGUUGAAUUUUUUUUUUUUUUGUAUUUGUCAAGCCCAGUUUCUGAGUUGCAGCUGCAGCAGUUAUUAAAGAUUCGUGUCUUCUCAUCCUCAGGGUCAACACAAAGGAAAGAGGGUGGACGUCGCCUACGAGGAUUUCUCUAAACUGGCCUGAACCCGCAGCCCCUCCAGCUCUAACCUCAGGCAGCCGUUUCUGGCUGAGGGACUCUACUGUGUCAGAGUUACUUUCCCCAUGAUUCACAUGUACAUAUACAUAUCCCACAAUGCAUUUCCAGUGAAGCGUUACAGAAAAAACACAGAGCAAUAUGUUCAAUUUGUUUUUUUUUAAAUUUUGUAUUAAUAAUCAAGUUGAUCUUAACAUUGCAGAUGUAAAUUUUGUCCAAAUAAACAAAAGUGACUUCA
Messenger RNA from Seriola aureovittata, 1891 nucleotides. RefSeq names its product Kin17 DNA and RNA binding protein (gene kin). The record is from RefSeq and is a predicted model, not a curated record. The transcript is spliced from 11 exons. Gene Ontology annotation, cellular component: nucleus. NCBI's taxonomy places the organism in Eukaryota, Metazoa, Chordata, Actinopteri, Carangiformes, Carangidae. Gene Ontology annotation, molecular function: double-stranded DNA binding. Gene Ontology annotation, biological process: DNA replication; DNA damage response. Bases 152 to 1342 code for a protein of 396 amino acids.